Messenger RNA from Lycium ferocissimum, 390 nucleotides. RefSeq lists its product as uncharacterized. NCBI's taxonomy places the organism in Eukaryota, Viridiplantae, Streptophyta, Magnoliopsida, Solanales, Solanaceae. Bases 1 to 390 code for a protein of 129 amino acids. The transcript is spliced from 4 exons. The record is from RefSeq and is a predicted model, not a curated record.
AUGCAUUUGGAGCAUAAUGCGUCUUGCCAGGAUCAGUUAGGGCAGCAGUUGAAAGCCGAAUCUUCAAACAAUUCAAAAGCAAGAGGCAGCAAAACAUUGCAAGUGGUAUCUGAUGUUGAAAAUACAUUUGCAAAGUUUACUUGGGCAAAAGAAGCACAAAAGAACAUUGAGAAUCUGAAGGAAGAGGGGAAGCCAAUGCCAAAGAACCUGGCUGAUCAAGGUAUUUCUGUUUCCAUGAUGUAUGGUCCACACUUGUGUGGGAAUAGUUUAUUAAUCAUGUUUGAUAGAGUUUCCAGAUUCAAUGUUUGCAUGGUUUCUGUCAAGAGUCAGAAAAAUCGUCAAAUAGGUGCUUUUGGUAUGUCUUCGUUUUCCUCUACUUUUAUUUGGUGA